AUGGCAACGGUGAUUGACAACGAUACACAAUCUAUAGUUGUUGGUAAUGGGACUGAUCGCAUUGCUAUUCAUUUAAAACAGUCAGCAACAGACACGGUACAAAACCAAUCACAAUCGCUUCUUGUUACAUCGAUAUUAAUUGAAAUUGGCGACAUUGAAAUACAGAUUCGUCGGUCAACCAAAUCAAAAAAUGAAUAUAGAAAAGAAAAUAUUUUAUCAACGUCAACGCAAUCACCAGCGAUCACUUUUCAUAAUGGUGAUCAACAAAAGGAGCCUAUAACAGAAGAAAAGCCAAAUGCGAAUCCAGAAUAUUGGGAUUAUUCAGUAAUUCAUGGACCACGUAUGUGGGGUAAAAUAUUUCCACAUAUUCAAUGUAAAAAAUUUCAAUCUCCUAUUCGCAUAUACACUGAUCAAUGUGAAUUUGACUCACAAUUGGUUCAACGUCCAUUUACAUUCAAGUUCGAUGAAAACUGUUGUCAAACAAUAGAAAAUACAGGUCGUUCAUUUCAAGUGACCGGUAAAGGUUCCAGUCGUAUUACUGGCGGUCCUGUUGUUGAUGAAUAUCAAUUUUUACAAUUUCAUAUGCAUUGGGGAGCCAAUGAUCUCGAAGGUGCUGAACAUGUUAUUGAUGGUGUUCGUUUGCCCGGUGAAUUACAUAUAGUGACAUGGAAUACAAGUAAAUAUAAAACACCUAAAGCUGCCGCUGCCUCGGACCAAUUUGAUGGUUUAAUGGUUUUUGGUAUAUUAGUAAAAGUUGUACCAUCGGAUAAUCAAGAAUUUGCAAAAUUCAUUGAUCUUCUUUCAAAUGUAACUUAUAAAAGUGAAAAAAUCAAUAUUAAUCAAGCGACAAUUGCAUUGAAAAAUAUUUUGCCAAACGAUACUCAAGCGUAUUAUACAUAUAAGGGUUCAUUAACUACGCCGAUGUGUUAUGAAAGUGUUUGUUGGAUAGUUUUUCGUGAGACCGUGGGUCUUUCAAAACGUCAAUUUGAUCAAUUACGUCAAUUAAAAUACGUAUGUAAAGGUGAUCAUUCGACGAAUGGUAAUAUUAGUCAAAACUUUCGACCAGUGAUGCCUCUCAAUGGACGUACAGUUUAUCGUUCAUUUUAA
Molecule: messenger RNA, 1107 nt
Organism: Rotaria socialis
Lineage: Eukaryota; Metazoa; Rotifera; Eurotatoria; Philodinida; Philodinidae
Source: the annotation of a GenBank genome assembly